GUUCACUUGUCCAUCUUACCAAAAAUAAAGCACUACAUACUACUCGGGACUAUUCGAAACCCGAAACUGUAGCACGGACCAUAGAAUAAUAUUUGGUCUAGUAUUAAUCAAACAACCGACCAUACAAGAGUGAUUUGUUGAUAUAAGUUCGUAACAGUAACUGACACUUCAUAAAAUCAUAAGCACGUUUAAAAGAGGUGUAUUUUGAUGACCAAAACCAUUUGAGUAGUGGAAGCGUAGCCAAUAGGAUGAAGCUUAUAAGUGCAUUAAUAAUCGUUCUGCUGCAUGCGUUUUUUGUAGAAAAUAAGAUUCUAGCGGAGUACCAACUGACGAUGGACUCUCAGCAAUCAUCAGAAGAAGAAUCACCUGAAUACAUAUUAAAACUUCGUAAACCUCAAAAGAGAGAACAAGAUAGUUCUGAUGAAGACGGAAGUAGAGACACGCUAGUUGUAGAUGACCAAGUACGAUUUAACAACAUUUUUGAUGAUAAAGAGAGGCCUUGCGCUGUGAUGGUGCUUUCCAGUAGACAGAGUCCUAUGAUGCAGUCUCUACUGCGAAAAUAUCGCUACGAUCACAAUGGUGUAUUAAUCCCCAAGAGCGUCAAGUAUUUCCUGAAAACGCUUCGAGGAUCAGAGGAGCCCAGAGUAAUACAGCUUAAUGAUAAAGCCUUUUCUCCAGUUGGUGGAUAUGUCAGAUACUACAAGGAAGUACCGCCAAUUCCACAAUAUUUGUAAACUACAAUUGAAUAACUACGGCCAUGCCAUGUCGGCCAUGCAAUAAUAGAUAUUCUGGGUUAGAUAAAACGAAAACUUCUCUAGCAUCGAAUUCAUUACAUUAU
This is a messenger RNA of Plutella xylostella (diamondback moth), 838 nucleotides long. RefSeq lists its product as uncharacterized. The record is from RefSeq and is a predicted model, not a curated record. Lineage: Eukaryota; Metazoa; Arthropoda; Insecta; Lepidoptera; Plutellidae.